Messenger RNA from Eruca vesicaria subsp. sativa (arugula), 1287 nucleotides. NCBI's taxonomy places the organism in Eukaryota, Viridiplantae, Streptophyta, Magnoliopsida, Brassicales, Brassicaceae. The record is from the annotation of a GenBank genome assembly.
AUGCGACGAUCUCAACCCCGUCCAAGGACGAAAACCAAACCGGAUAAAUCAAACAUGGAUCCGGUUAAGUUCCAGAUCCGCUCCUCAAACCGAUCCUCCUCCUCCUCCUCCUCCAAUUCAAUCUACACCCUAACCAAACCCAAUCCCAAACACACGAAAUCGAAUCUCCUCCUAACCGUCGCUUCAACCGCCACCGCACUAGCCUUCCUCUUCGUCUUCUACUCGCUCCUAACCCCCGGAUCGCUCCGUUACAGCGUCGUGAUCGACGGCGGGAGCACGGGGACGCGGAUCCACGUGUUCGGGUACCGAAUCGAGUCGGGUAAACCGGUUUUCGAGUUCAAAGGAGCGAAUUACGCUAGCUUGAAGCUCCACCCGGGCCUAUCCUCCUUCGCGGGGGAUCCGGAGGGUGCUAGCGUGGCGUUGAGGGAGCUUGUGGAGUUUGCUAAAGGGAGAGUUCCGAAGGGGGUGUGGAGGGAGACGGAAGUUAGGUUGAUGGCGACGGCGGGGAUGAGGUUGCUUGAAGGGAGGGCUCAGGAGAAGAUUCUUGGAGUUGCGAGGAGGGUUUUGAGAGGGUCUGGGUUUUUGUUUAGGGAUGAGUGGGCUUCUGUUAUCUCUGGAUCUGAUGAAGGUGUGUAUGCUUGGGUUGUUGCGAAUUUUGCACUUGGUUCGCUUGGUGGUGAUCCGGUUAAGACGACGGGGAUUGUUGAGCUUGGUGGAGCUUCUGCUCAGGUGACGUUUGUGUCAAGGGAGACAGUGCCUGCUGAGUUCUCACGUACAGUAUCGUUUGGAAAUGUUUCGUACAAUUUAUAUAGUCAUAGCUUCCUUCACUUUGGGCAGAAUGCUGCACAUGAGAAGUUAUGGGGUUCGCUUGUCUCAAGAGACCGUAAUUCAGCUGUGGAACCUACACGGGAAGGAAAACAUGCAGACCCUUGUGCUCCUAAAGGAUAUAACCUCGACACAAUCACACAGAAGCAUUUAACUGGAUUUUUAGCUGGAGAAAGCAAGCUCGCAGCUUCUUUUGAAGCUGUGGGUAAUUACUCAGAGUGUCGAUCCGCUGCACUAACAAUCUUGCAAGAAGGAAAUGAUAAAUGCUCGUAUCAGCAUUGUUCAAUUGGAUCAACGUUCACGCCUAAACUUCAAGGAAGAUUUUUAGCUACAGAAAACUUUUUCUACACCUCUAAGGUACUUAGUUCUCUCAUAAAUGUAUUCAUGCUCCUAAUGUAUGUAAACUCAAGUGGACCAACAAGGAAACACCACAGCGCACAUGCUUUUACUCUGAGAAUGUAA